Molecule: messenger RNA, 376 nt
Organism: Medioppia subpectinata
Lineage: Eukaryota; Metazoa; Arthropoda; Arachnida; Sarcoptiformes; Oppiidae
Source: the annotation of a GenBank genome assembly
AGUAAUGCCAUCUAUAGGUGUGUUAAUGCACUGCAUAUCCAGUAUUUAAGUCCACGUGUGAGCCAUUGGUGUCUCUCUUUCCCAUCGAAGCCAUCACUCAAUCAAACACUCACUCCCUUUGCCUGAAGAUUGUCUCACUCUUGGCAUCCAUUACCACACCAUAUAAGACAUGUCUCUAUCAUUGGGUGACCUCAAGUCGGACGCCGGCCUCACGAAACUGAACCAACACUUGGAGUCCCGGAGUUAUAUCGAUGGAUACACUCCGUCCCAAUCGGAUGUCGCCCUCUUCGAGGCGAUCGCCUCAGUGGACAAGAAGUACCCGCAUGUGAACCGAUGGCACUCGCAUAUCAAGUCCUACGGUUGUGACACUUGGUAA